AUGUAUAGCCGACUCAAAUCUUCGUUUCUUCAUCAUUUCAAUAAAUCGCCAAAUGAUAUGUCAAAAGAGGAUAAGAAAAGGUAAAUUUUAAUUUUUAAAAACAUUUGAAAAACUCACUGUUUCAAAAUGUGUUCGUAAAUUUGGAUAAAAAAUGUUCUUCUGGCAUUUUGAACAUUUUCACAAAAAUAAUUCGAAAUUCGCAAAUCUUCAGAUUUUUUCUGAAUUCAAAUAUUAAAAGUCCUGAAAAUUUGAAUUUUUGAAAUAAAAAUAUACGGUUCCAAAAUUUCUCGAAUAUUUUUUCUGUUUUCCAUCUGGCUUUAUUUUUAAAAAUUCACUGUUUCAAACAUUUUCAAAAGGAGAAAGUGUUUUAAAAUAAUUAUUGCCGCCCAUAACAGCUCAAUAAUGUUUUCUAGAAUUUUUUGUUCAAAAAUCAAAUUUUUCUGAAAAAUUGGUAGAUAAAAUGUUUUAUGUCAACCUAGUUUUAUUUUUUAAAAAUAUACUAUUUCAAAAUUGUUUGAUAGGGAAACAUAUUUUUAUUGAAUCGUUCUUUCUUGUGUUCUUUCAUAGUCUUUCUACAAAGUUUCCCAGUUUUUUUUUUUGUUGAAAAAAUCAAUUUUUUCUGAAAAUUUAUUUUUGAAAAAAAUCCAAUAAACUCUGAAUGAAUUACACUUUUUCAAAGAUUUCUCGAAAUCUAUUAAUAAAUAAGUUUUUCUCUUCCAAACUUUUUAUUUUAGAAAAAUCUACUGUUUCAAAAUUGUUUGAUAUGAGAAUAUAUUUUUUUUAAAUUCAUUAUACUCCAUAGACUGUUAAUUCAACCUCCUAGAUAUUUUUUGUUAAUAUUUUGCUGUUUCGAAAUUUUCUUAUAAAGAUUGUUCAUUGUGGAAAAACAUUUGGAAUCUGGUAUCUUGCUAUAUUCUUUGAAAAAAAACAUAGUGAACAUUUUUGUUCCAAAAAUUCAUGAAUAUUUCGAUUUUUUUUAAAUUCCGCGUAAUUCUCAAACUUGUAACUUGUCAAAUCAAUGUUCCUCCUCCUCCCUCAUUCCUCCAACUAUCUACUCAUUAUUUCGGUUGUUUCCAGAUUGCGACAUUCGUUGGCCGCAUGCCAACAACUUGGCUCCGCCCCUUUCCAAACAAGCCCCGCCCCUUUAGCCGAACAAGAAAUCGGAACAGAAACUGAUCAAACUUUUUAUUCGCAAUUAACUAAUACAACUAGACAUAGUUGUUCGAAUUACGAAGAUUAUUCAUAUUUUGAUUUGAAUCGACUUGAAGAGCAAUCUUUUGAGCAAGAAGACGACUUUUUGAGCAACUGUAACAACAACAACAACGAAGAAAUAAUGCCACACUUUGCUUUGUCAUGGAAUGUUCAGGUUAGUUUUGGGAAACAUUUUGAUAAAAUAAGAAAAACAUCAUGGAUCUGAAAGUCAUUUUCCUGAAAUUAACUUUAUCAAAAGUAAUUUGGGCAUAAACGUUUCCAAUUUUGAAAAGCAAAAAAGUUUUCGGUAAAGAUAAAAAUUCGAAAAUAAUAUGCUGGAUUUUUAAAGCUUUUUCUCAAUUUGUAGAUUCAUUUGAAAAAAAAAGUUAGUUUUUCAAGGCCCAUGUUUGCCACUUUAAAAUUUUCCUCGAAAAAAUCUGGAAUUUUUGUGUUAGAAAAUUUUGAGAAAAAGUACCACGUGUAUUUGUGGAAUUGCAAUUUUUCUUCUCCAAAAUUUGAUCACAAACACUAACUUUUUUAAAAAAUAAUGUUUACAAUUUGGCGCCAAAAACAUCACUAAAUAUUGCCCUCAAAAAAUUUUCCCAGCGCAAUAAUCGUAAUAAGCACUCAUUAUUCUUAUUAUUUUUCUACUCAUCAUAAUAAUAAUUAUUAUUAUUACCACACCCUAAAUAUAACCUUUUUCUGCACCUUCUUCAAAUUCUACACCUGUUACUUAACCUAUCUCUGCUGCUCUCUCGAUUUUUCAUACUCUCUCGUCUUUUCGCAGCUGAUCAAAAGCAAAGCUGUUAGCAACAAAAUAAAAAGAUGAGCCAGCCCCAAAAAUAGAGUAUCAGGUUUCAAUUUUUGAAUUCUUCUUCCUCAUUGUUGUCCUCUGCCGAUUUACAACUUUUUAUUGUUUUUGGCGAGGAAAAUUGAGAGAAAGGAGUUGUAAAUUGGGGUCGGAGGAUUGUAAAAUUUGAGCUUGAGGAUUAGGCUCGAGGAAAUUGGAAAAUUAUGUUUUUGAAUAAAAAGGAGAAGGAAAUAAUUAGGAAUCGGCUUAUUUCUGGAACAAUAGAUUUGGAAUCAGACUUGGAUUAUUUUCGAAUAAUGUAUCAAAUUGGGGUUUCGAAAAAAUUAUUUUUUGUUGGCUAAAAAUUUUUUUCUGAAACCCCACAGUGAAACGUUAUUUUCCAAAAACCCAGAUUCAGGAAAUUCUAAAAUAUUAAAAAAUUUUCCGGGGCUAUGAGUUGAAGUUUUCGUACAUUUUAUUAUUACCUAUUUGAAUAUUUUGAAACGUAUUUUUUCAGUGAAAGUGGUUUUUUUGGAAAAUUUUAAAAUUGUUAAUUAAAUUUAUCUAUUUAAUCGUUUUCUAUCGUAAAUUUUCGAAACUGAAAACAUUUUAGCUCUAGAUUUCUGAUGUUACGGGGAUAGAUGAUAAUAUCAAGGGUUGAACUCGAAGUUGUUUUUUCUCAAACCCAUAACAGCAAAUUUUGAAACAGUAGAUAUUUUGUAUCUAUUCUUUCCUAUGAAACCCAAUCCUCAAAUUAAUCCUCAUCAAAUCUUCUUCUUUUUCUUCCUCCAAUCCAAUAUUUACCCAAUUCUCGGCUUACAACAAAACCAUGUCAAAGUGUGUCAAGUAGUUGUCCAGCGGACCAUCGGACACAGUUUCGUUAAGUUCAAGUGCUCUUUGUUUAUCUUGAAAAAAUCCCGAUGUUUUUGAAUCGGGUCUGAUUGCCUAGAUAACUGAAUCAGAACAGGACCGCCAGAUUUUUGUUGAUAACGAAGGGCCGAUCCGAAAAUCCACAUAUUUUUUUAACAAAAAUAUUUGAAAAAUUGUUUUCAGUACAUUGGCUCGUUUCCAAUCUCAAAUGUAUCUGCGGAUCAUAUUGGACAACGCCUUGAGAAAUUUCAACCAUCAAAUUUGGCACAAAAUGUCGAAUUAUCGGUUUCACUUCUUGGUGUCAGAGUUUGCUGUGAGCAGGUAUGUUUUUGAAAAUAUUUGAAUUAGUUUUCUCUUUCAAAAAAAAACUUCAAAUAGAAAAUUUGUGUUGUUUCCCAUUGAAUAGAGUCGUAAUGAGUGAUGCAAUUCAUUAUUUAGUGACAUAAAAAGGAGAGGUUCAAAAAAGGCGGAAACAUAUAAAAAAUGAUUUGAAAGAGGUUUGCCCGAUGACAUGAUGAACCUCAUAAAAAUGCGAUGCGAUGAAGAUCGUAAAAAAUUGACGGGGAAUAUAGAAAGAGAAAAAAGGGGGAAGAUGACAUUAAUUUGACUUGGAAGAACAAUAUCAAAUAGAAUGUUUUUGAAACAAAUAUUUUCGAAGAGUAGAAGAGAUUUUUUCUAGGUCUUUUGAAACAGCAAUUUUUUGAACAAAAUUGUUUGUUUUUUGAAACAGUGAAAAAAUUCAUUGGAAAAUUUUCAAAUUUUAGUUUCUUUCGCCAUAAUAACUGUUCAUUUCAUAAAUAUUAUAAUUUUUUGAAACAGCAAAAAAUAUCUUCAAAGUAUUACACUUCUAGUUUUCAUGUUUUAUCAAAAAUAUUAGAAAAAGCAAAAAUGUUUCACUCUCAACCUCCCAAAAAUAUGGUAAAUUUCUCGAAACAGCAAAAUUUUCAAAUAUAUCCGCCUUGCUAAUAAAUUACCUCACAAUGUCCAUAAUAAAUCGGUAAAAAUCAAAAAGUCUCUAUUGUUCUUUUUCCUUUUUUCGAACACAUAGUAGAUUACCGUAUGUCGCGCAACACACAUGUUCCUUUACAUUAUUAAUGAAGCGAAAAAAUGAGCAAUGGAAUUUGUGCCGACAACACACACAUUCAUAUUUAAUUGCCAGAAUUAUUUAUGUAUUUUUUUUAUUGUAUUCAAAUUCUUUUGACAGGUUUCAAACAUAUAUUUGAAACAUGUAAUUUUGAAUGAUGAUGAGAGAAAAAUAAGAAGAAGACAUGUCAUGUUUAAUUACGCAAUAUUGUUUUGGCGAGGAAACAACUGGGGGAUAUGUUUCCGAUUUUUGACAGAUAAGAUUAAUUAAGUUUGUUUGGUUCAAGGUUGAGGAUGAGGAUAGAAUAGGUUACCCAACAAUCUGGUAGAAUCACAUUUUUCAAAAAGCAAAAAAAGAACCAAAGGUUAUUUGAAUUGUUGCCAGAUGAUUGUCAAUUUUGAUUGAUUAUCUUACUAUUUUUCUGGGGAAGAUUUGGAUUCAAAUAUUGGUUUCUGAUCGAUCCCUACGUUUUUUAUCAUUCCGCCCGGAACAGACAAUUUACAUAUCGUUGAUAAAAUUAAACGUGAGAAAAAGUUGUAAUGUAGCAAUUUGGUGUGUGAAAAUAGGCCGGAAAAGAACAUUUUGAAUUUUGGGUUACUGUAGCUUUUGAAGUUAUAGUUAUAAAAACAAUAUGUGUCUACAGAAUUAGAGGUCUACAGUAAUCGCAGCUGCAAACGAUUUUUUCCGAAUUUUUUUGUGUGUAAUUUCUGUCUGAGAACAUCAUGUCUAAAAACUAUAAUAAUAAAUACUGUAAUAUAGUUUUCUCCAGAAAAACUCUGCAAACCAAAAAAAAUUGUUUCAAAAAUUCACUGUUUCAAAACUUUCAUGUAAAUCUGGGUGUUAAAUUGCGGGAAUAAAAAAAAUAAUUUUGGAAAGCUUACAUUGUUAGUAUUAGCUCUAUUAAAAAAAUUAAGAAGUUCAGUUGUGAGUGUUGACAAGUUUACAGUUUCAAAAUUCUUUAAAUAAAAAUUGGCUUUUAGAAAUCGAAGAUUCUCUAGUGAUUUCCAGAAAAUUUUUUCUCAAAAAUUCACAGUUUCCGUUUUUUUCAAUUAGAUCACACCUGACGAGACUUGUCCAAAAUGGACACUGUACUAAAAUUUUCAAAGGUCACACUGUACAUUUUUUUUUCCGAAAAACGUGUAGUUUUCAUAGAUUUUCAGCCGAUUUUGAUGAAAAUUUUCAAAAAUUCAAAAUUUCACGCUGCACAAAUUUUUUUUUGCAAAAUUUCCACGCUGCACAAAAAUUUUAGGACACUCUCUCGCCAGGUGUGAAUUAGAUUUUCUAUAAGCAUCUCAAAACCAAUUUGACUCAAAUUUAUCGUUAGAACGUUUCACUGUUUCAACAUUUCCAAAUUAGAAAGGUUUUCAAUAAAUUGGAUUAUUUAAGAACAAAAAAUAAAGUUUCUAUAAUUUCCAGCAAACAUUAUUAUAUUUUUCCAGACAAUGAUAAUGUCUCAUUCAUUGCGGCGAGUUUGUAGUGUUGUCGGUCGUCCGAAUUCCAAACAAGUUGCAUAUAUUGCAUUAGAACCAGCCGGUCGAACCUAUCGUCGACUUUGUCAUGUUUUUCAAGCCGCCGACAAAUAUCAGGUAAGCCUUUCUUUACCACCCACUGUGAAAACUGAAGAUUUUUAUCUAUCUUGUUAGAUGAGGUUGUACUUUUUCUUCGUUCCUCGUCCAACAUGAUUUAUGUGACGAAAACGAAUCUUGAAAAUGAAAAUGAAAAAAAAAGUUUUGUCCCACUUUUUCAUUUUCUUUUCAACAGUGUUUUUUCUGUCAUUCUUUUCAAAUAUUUUUUUUGGUAUUGUUUUGCAUUGUCAAAGGUCACAAAUUGGUUGUUGUUCAGACCAUUAGGCACCGUUUCGAAGUCACACACAUAAAAUCAAAAGAUUUACGAUUUGAAAAGGAGAAAUAAUGUCAAAUUUGACAAGAAACAGGGAGAAUUUUGGUGAAUCGAGAGAUUUAUGAUUAUAGCCUUUUUUGUUGCCAAAGGUGACGGAAAUUGAAAUUGCGUUGAUUUAGGAAUUGUAAAUGAGUUUAGGAAGUUAAGAUAUAACUGAAGAUUUUUGGAAUUCUAGGCCACGUGGCAGAUUUGCACUGGAAAUUUCUCGAUUUUGCGGUUGUUGAAGUAAACUUUGUGAAUAUUUUCAAAAUGUUCGUAUUUUCUGCACAGAAAUUGUCAAAUAGUUACCUAAUCUCCUGAUAUUCGAUUUUCGAAGACUUCAAAAUUUUUACGGUUUUCCUAAUUCUCCGGUUUUUGAGAAUCUUGAUGUUCUCUUUGUUCAGAGCUUGUUCAUAUUUGGAACAAAUUCCCAAAAAAAUAUCAAAAAAAAAUUCUCGGAAAUUUUUUCUGAAACCAUUUUGAAACGUAUUUUUUGUUGUUCCAAGCGAUUGUUGCUUAUUAGCAAAAAAUGUACAGUUCUCUCUUUUUUUUUCAAAUUCCUCAUUUUUCUCAAACAAAAGCUGGACACACAAAGAGAAAGAAAAAGUCAUGGAUGAUUCAGAAAAAGGCGGUUUUUUGUUACCUUUUUUUGAAGGUUGGGUGGUCGAGAAAAACACUUUUGUACUCAUUCAAAAACCCUCUGAACUAUCUAUAGUAUCUAGUAUAAAAUGUCAUACUGUUCAAAAGAAUAAUAAUGGGAAGAGAAAAGAGUUGACACAUGUCAGACAAAAAACAGUAAAGUGAUAAUAUAAACAUUGAGAGUUGAUUUAUCGACUAGAUUCAUCUAUUUGAUAACAAGAACCAUACAUUGUGUUUGUUUAUUUCUUGAUGAUUUAGUUAGUGAAAGGUGUGGAUAGGAUUGACACUUUCUUGGUGUUAAUUUUCUGGUUCGUUUUCUGGCGCCACAUUGGCGCCUGCCAUUGGCAUCCUCGCUUCGUUUUUUUCUACACCUAGUUAAAAACACCAUUAAUGUUUUUUUUUUUCUGCGCCAUCGUCGCACCAUUUCGUUUUAUAUGAAUUUUAUUGAUAUUUAUGUACACGCUUGUUUUUUAUGGUGUUCUUUCGCUUUUUUGAAUAUGUUAGAGUUUUUUGAAUUUGUUUUUUUUUUCAUUUAGGAAAUUAUGAGACAUGAGGUUUUUUUUGGUUCAAAUUAGAAUCCCACAAAUUUUGAGGAGAAUUAGGAAAAUAUUAGAGCAACGCUUUUUCUUCUAUGUUUUUUUCAAGCUCUGUUAGAAGUUAUUUUUUUUAAGAGAUGCAGUUACAAUAGCAAAAAUUUUAAAAAAAAAAUUUCUAUAUUUUUUGAAACAGUGACUUUUUUCGUUAGCUCUAUUUGUUUAAUUACUGUUUCUAAUUUUUGUUACUCAGAAAACGUCUCGUCAACCGUCCGCGAGCCGGCAGACGGCCGUCGAAUUCUGAUACUAAUUUGUCAGUUUGCUAGCUCGCAGACAGCGUCUGUUAGGUUCUGCCAGCUAGCAACCUCGCGGCGAGCUGUCGAAAUGCCUCUGCUAGCUUUCGACAGCUCGCAACCUCGCGGACGGCUGACGAGACGUUUUCUGAGUAUAUAUACUUUUUUGAAAAAAACGUUCGUUUGGUCUGUGGAAUAAAAAAUCUGAAUGCUUGAUUAUCUCUGACACAAAUCCAAAAUUCCUGAACAUAUUUCUUGAACCCUAUUUUCUUUUCUAUUCCUAGCCAUUUUUCAAACUCAAACAUCUGUGACCACAAAUCCCAUCUCAAUUCUUCAAUUUCCCCCACAAUUAGUCAAUCAAUCAUCAUUCGAAUAAAAAUCGUGUAAAACCGCACUCAAUCCAAUCCAAAUCGACUCCAAAAAAAUGUUCUUUUUUUCCUCAUUUUCUACCCCAUUACAAGUCUGGCUAACAUUUCCUCUUUUUUCUCUUUCACAUCUGUCUACAGAUGUUCCUUCUUCAUCUAUUCAAAAAAAACAUUGAAGCGGGUGAUAAAACGAAGAGCCGCGCGGGCAAAAAAUGAACACUUGUUCGGUUUGUGAACAAAUUUUUAUGGACUUGCACUUUUACUUUUCAUUUCGAAUUCAACCAAAAAAUAAUGAGAAGAAGUGUGAAGAGUUUUCUAUAGAUACUGAUCUAUCUUUUUUUCGUUUUACAUAACCCCAAUUAGAUUUUUGCUGGCUGGUGAGAAAUGGUGCCAGCCCCCCGCCGAAAUCAGAUUGGAAUUUGUCCAAAAUCAGAUAACCCGCGAGUGAGCGCUUUUCUCGUUUUCCGCUGUUCGCUUUUUUGUCCAAUGAAUAAUGAAUGAGUGAGAAACACGAUGUACAUAUAGUUAACCCAGAGAAAAUUGAAUCUCUGGAGAAUUUGUGAAAUGAUUUUUGGGUGAGAUAAGGAGAAUUUGACUUGUUGUGGUUUCUAAUCUAAUUGAGAAAUACAUUUUCGAAAAUUUUCAGAAUUUUACUGUUUCAAAUCUCUCGCGUUAGCAAGCUACUGUUAUUUUUUUUUACGAUUUUCCGGAACUAUCAAAUUUCAUAGAUAGACGUUCACUGUUUUCAAAUCUUCAUAUGAUUUUUGAUUCUCGGCAAUCUUUGAUAAUUGAUAGGUUUCUAAUAGUGAUACAUCUAGAAUUCGACGGUAAAUUUUGUUUAUUUUUUUCAUUUUUCACUCUCAAAAUUGCGGCUUUCAUUUUCCAAAAAAUAUAUAUUUCAAAAUUGUAUUUGAAUUGAGAAUUCUGUAUCUCAUUGAUUGAUAUUAAUUUGUCCUUUGUGGAAAAACUGACUACUUGUGACACUGUAUGAAAAUAUUUUUUUGCAGAUCGAAGAAAUUGAAAACGUGUUGGGUCAAGCGUUCGAGGCUCAAACUUUGACAAAAUCCGACGCCUCUUCGAAAACUCCGAAACUCGUUGAUCGAAAUAGUAGUACGGUGAGUAGUCUUGAGAGCCGAAAAAGGGAAUGUACUUUUUAUUUCACUUUUAUAUUCUCUCUACAUUUUGUAACCUUCGGGUCUUGCAAAUCCUAAAAACCUAUAACCUUAAUCUCCAAUUUCCCAAUGUUUUUUUUUAUUUUCAACAGCUUAGUCAUAAGGUCUUAGAGUUCCUAAAUUUCAAACUCCUGGCUUAACAUCUGGAGGAUCUUAUAACUGUAAGAUUCGAAAACCAUGAGCUUUUAUAUUCUCAAGACUGAGAACUUCAAAGAGUUCUAACCUUUUGACCUUGAUUCCCAAAAAAAUCUGAAAAUGUUGUUGGUUUCACCUGUUCCGGACUGAGUUGUAAACCGUGACCGCCAAAAAAACACAAAACAAUAAUAAUCUCAAAAGCGGCUAUCAAUCAAAAAUCUUGCCCACAAAUCCCAUUUUACAAGCCUCGGAUCGAGCCGACAAAAGCUUUGAGCCUAGCUAUAUCUCACCUGUUUUCAUAACACCUACAGUAAUUUUUGUCUCUCUCCAUAUUAUUACAUAACAUGUGUUAGAGAAAGAGAGACGCAGAGACAUGCGGGGAUAGGGGAAGAGUUUACGACCAGUCAGUGGGUGGGCGGAGCUUUGGAUAGCGGGAGAACUCGAAGACACGCCCAUUUAUAGGCACAUUUUUUGAAUGAUUGAAUGUUUUGUGGUUUUUUGGAUGUUAUUUGUGUUGAAUUAAGUAGUUCCGGAGGAAGUUUUCCGUUUUUUUUCGAUUCUAAAUCUGAAAUGACUUUGUCAAUUGAAAUCUUUCUCUUAUUACUUUUUCCUACUUCAAAUUUUAGCACAAAUAUUUCACUAGUUCCUAAGUUUUCCAAAAAAUAAUGUGCAAGUUUUGAAACAGCAAUUUGUUUUUUUCAACUAUUUUUUAAACUCAAUAUUCAAUUUAAUUUGUAAAAAUUUAACUGUUUGAAAUAUUCUACAAUUUCUUAGUUUCAUCUUUUCACCGUUACUACCUUUUUUCUAUAAAAAUAAAUUGUAUGAACAAUUUCCGCAUCCAUCCUAAUACCCAUCCCCAAAAUAAUCCCAACAAUAUCCCGCAGUCUCUUUAUAUCCCCCCCCCCCUUCCUUUACCCGAAAAAUGCACAUUUUUUAUUGCCAUAACUUUUUUCCCGUCACAGGUGUCACUUUUUCUUUCCCCAAAUCCGCAGAAAAUCAAUAUUCAUUCUAUUUUUUGCAGAAAGUAUCGAUGAAUAGCGGAACAAUGAGUGAGAAGCGUUCCGCUUCCACAGUAUUUCUCAACAAAUUUUUGGGUGCUAAAAAAGGCGCCACAUUUGCCGAAGAUGCGAAUUGUAAGCGAAAAAGGCGCCCGGUUAGUGCGGUUUUUUCGUCGGCAAUUCAUCGAUUAUCCAACUCGACAACUUCGAUGACACCUAAAAGAGUGAGUUUUUUCGUGAAGGGGGAUUUUUUUUAAAUAGGGAAAAUGUUCAAAAACUAAAAAUGAGCCAAACUCGGCUGAAUUUGAGAAAAACCACGUGAAAUUUUAAUUUUUAAAUUUAAAUGCAAUACAUUUGAAAUCAUAUUCUGAAGUCUUAAUUUUAUUUUCAAAAAAUUUCGAAACAGUAGAAAUUAUUAGAUGAUUUUUUUAAAAUAACUUGAGUAUGGACCCAAAAUAAAUUUUUUCAAGUUCUGAAAAAUUCACGCAGCAUGUGAGUUUAUCAUUCUAUCAUGAAAUCUUUUCCCAUUGUAGUUUUAAAUCCUAAUAUAAAUAUAGAAAAAUCUUUAGUAGUAUUUUUGAACCAAAAAAUCAUCUAGAAAGAUGCAAAUUUUUCCUCGUAUAAUUUUCCCCGAAAAAGUUGGCUAUUCUUUUUUUUUUUUUGCUCAUAAAACAUAAUAAGAAUAAUUUAUAUAAAUAAUAUUGUGUAUAUACUUGAGUCUAGUUUUUUCUCUUUCUCCAAAUAAACAUGACCAAAGAAUGGUAAUAUUGCGCAAAAACCAUGAGCACAUCGUUACUUUUUCCUUUUCCAUUCCUUUUUUUUUAUUUAUCUAGUUAAGUUGUGCUAAACUCGUUGUUUUUGUGAUGUCAGCAUUCAACAGGUAUUUAGCACAAAAAUUAGAAAAGGUGUGAAAAAUUGGGAAUUUUUGGUGGCCUUUGGGAAGAUGUUUUUGGAUUGUGAUAUGAUUUACAAUAGGAAAAAUGGGAUAGGAAAAAUGUAUUGGAAAUUUGGAAAGGUGGAAUUUUUCGAAAAAAAAAAUCUGAUUAUGUUUAAAAAUUUCAAUAACUUAAAAAGUUAGGAGUUUUGAAAAUUUUAGAUAUCUUCUCAAAGAAAUUUAUCAUCAGAAAUUUUUCUAGGCAAAAAUUACUGAAAUUCAAGAUUUUUUCUUUUAAUUCCUGAAGCCUAAUUUUUCUGGUUCUUGAAUUCCAAUUUGUCAAGAAAAAUAUUUAACUUAAAGUUUUGGUCCUAAAACCUUUUUUCACAAUUUUAACGCAAUCUAUUUUCUAAUUAAUUCCCACCGGAACCAAUUAAAAUAUCAUAUUUUCCUUCCCUUUUCCUCUUUUUUUCCACCAUUUAUUUAUUAUUUUUCGAAUUGCGCAAUAUAUUUCUUCGGAUUCGAACGCUCCAAGAAAUUUGAUUCCGCUUAAAAAUAGAUAAUUAUAUGUUUGGAUCCAGAAAAGGGUCAACCAAUUUAUAAUGUCUGUUUUGUUUUGGGGUGUGUUUUUGUGAGAUGCAAAAAAGGAAGGUGUGAAGAGCCAUUCACAUGCCGUCGGAAACUGCUUUUUUCUUUUUUGAUGCGAGAUUUUUGGGAAGAUUUGUUUAUAUUGCAUUUUUUGUUGUUAACUGUAUUCAAUAGAAAUUAGCUUAAAUUUGUUGCGCAAUACUUUUUACAAGUCUAGACACAUAUACCAAAAUAGUGUAAUUUUUUAUAAUACAGUUUUUUUUCCAGAUGACGACUGUUGAAAUCGCCAGACCAAUAAAACCAUCCACUUCUCCAUCGAUCGGUUCUGAUUUUGAAUCACAUCGAACAACUUCGACUUCAUCUUCAGCUUCAGCUUCUUCUUCAUCUGGAACAAGUUCAACAAGUUCGUUGAUGUAUGAUGAAAAAUUAGGAGAAUGGAUUUAUCCGAUUGAUCAAUCCACCACUCAACAAUUGGAAAAUUGCAAUUAUUUUGUUGGACUUCCAUCGAGGUAAGACAUUUCUUUUUAGAAAUGAGGGAAAGUAGGUACUGUAGGUUUAAAAGGGUGGGAAGAAAGUACUGUAGGCUUCGAGAGUCAUGUGGAGGCCGUCAAGAUUUUCGAAUUCAACUUGAUCGAGUUCCAAAUUAAAAAUUUUCCCCAAAUCCUAAAAACAAACAAUCCAAAAAUUAAUUUUUCUUCAAAUAACUUUGCACCUGUUUUAUGCUCAUCUUCCAGCUGUCAUAACUCAUCCAAUUAGAAGGGCUUCCUUUUCUUAAGUAAUUACUCUCCUCUUUUUUUCCCAGAAUAUUUUGAAUUGCGUGGGAAUUCAAUAAUUAAUUAUUUAUUAUUUUAUAUAAUUAUGUUAAUUUUUGCAGAGAAUGUUUGACUCGAAAUCUUUUGUCACAAGUCGAAGGAGCAUUUGUUAUAAGAUAUUCAGAAUCGAAGAGAAAAUGUUUGGCUUUGUCUAUGAGAGUUCCGAUAACUCAUAAUCCAGCUGGAAUUUCGCAUUAUUUGAUCAUCAGAAAUGAGCAUGGAUAUCGAUUGAAAUUAUCAACAAUAAAUAAGCCGUUUGCAAGUCUUCAAAUGCUUUUAACACAUCAUUCGGUUUUAUCUGGACAUCUUCCUUGUACUUUGGCUUUUGUUCAAUGGGAUAAAAAUGCGUGGAAACAACAACCGACUACAAUUGAGAAAAGAGCACAAAGACAUUCGACUGCUCUUUCGAAAAUUGAUGAAAAUCGAAAUGUUUCAAGAUUCCGGAAUACGACUUGUGCAAUUGAAGAGGCGACAACACCAAGAAGACGAGAUUUGAAUGCUGUUAGAAGAUCGCAAUUUUUCGAAAUUUCUUAA
This is a messenger RNA of Caenorhabditis angaria, 12756 nucleotides long. Lineage: Eukaryota; Metazoa; Nematoda; Chromadorea; Rhabditida; Rhabditidae. The record is from the annotation of a GenBank genome assembly.